Colletes gigas is the source of this 1633-nucleotide messenger RNA. It is a transcript of the gene Arf51F, whose product is annotated as ADP-ribosylation factor 6. The transcript is spliced from 6 exons. NCBI's taxonomy places the organism in Eukaryota, Metazoa, Arthropoda, Insecta, Hymenoptera, Colletidae. Gene Ontology annotation, biological process: intracellular protein transport; vesicle-mediated transport. Gene Ontology annotation, molecular function: GTPase activity; GTP binding. The coding region runs from base 236 to 763 and encodes 175 amino acids. The record is from RefSeq and is a predicted model, not a curated record. Gene Ontology annotation, cellular component: cytoplasm.
UGCAUACAGACGUGAUCGCGAUUUUUCGUUCAAGUUACACGCGUGUUUGCUUGUGACUUACGACGAGACAUCAUGCUGUACAUGCCUAAAUAACGUUUCUGGCGAUGCUGCGGCAAUAUUACGGCUGUAACGAUAAGUUAUGUGCAGCGAUGUGAUAUGUCUACGCGUUCAUGAUAAAGUACUCGCCCUUUGUAAAUGUAUUUCGGUGCCAGGCGUGUAGGAAGCAGCUGGCAAGAUGGGCAAGUUGUUGUCAAAGAUCUUUGGCAACAAGGAGAUGCGAAUUCUUAUGUUAGGAUUGGAUGCUGCUGGGAAAACUACAAUACUAUAUAAACUUAAACUAGGACAGUCUGUAACAACUAUACCAACUGUAGGAUUCAAUGUAGAAACAGUUACCUAUAAGAACGUUAAGUUCAAUGUUUGGGAUGUUGGAGGACAAGAUAAAAUACGUCCAUUAUGGCGUCAUUAUUAUACUGGAACACAAGGACUUAUUUUUGUAGUAGACUGUGCAGACAGAGAUCGAAUUGAUGAAGCACGUCAAGAACUUCAUCGAAUUAUAAAUGAUAGAGAAAUGCGAGAUGCUAUUAUUUUAAUUUUUGCAAAUAAGCAAGAUCUUCCUGAUGCAAUGAAACCGCACGAAAUACAAGAAAAGUUGGGUUUAACUAGGAUACGAGACAGGAAUUGGUAUGUUCAACCAUCAUGUGCCACAACUGGUGAUGGGCUUUAUGAAGGCCUUACAUGGUUGACCAGUAAUCAUAAAUUAUGAGCAAAUAUUUAUUUUUCAUCGAUUAGCCACAUACCAAGAAUUUACAAGUACGUAUCCUUUAUAUUUUCCAACAAUUUUUUUUAACAGGGGCCAUUCAGAAUGCAGGGCUCAAUAUAAAACGCUUCGGAGUAAGGAAGAAAAUCAGUUAUUUCAAUAAAUUAUCAGCGUUUCUUAACAAUCACUUCAUGGAUCGUUUAUUUCUAAAAAGAUUAGCGAUGAUUCAAGGCGCUGUGUUUCAUCUGUAAUUAAAUGUUUUGAGAAAACUGAAAGUAGAUUUAGAAAACAUGAUCGCCUUUUUUAUCAACUAUAAAUUUUACUUGGUUAACGAUAACGGUCCACGAAGUUCAAAAUUGGGAAACGCUGACCUAUACUAUUAGCCAGAGAAUUCUCAAUGCACCAACAUCGAUGAAUAUUAUUAAAUUACACUGUUCGAAAACCAAAUAAAAAACAAUUCUUUUUCAGUCGUACGACAAUGAUGUCCGUAAUUAGAAAAUUCAUUUUACACGUAGAAAAGUUGUUUUUCUGCAAUUAUUUAUUUCAUUUUACAAAAGCUAUACGAAACAUUAAAAAUACUUUUUAAUCAGCAAACAGGAGACAGUUACACGUGUUCGUAUAAUAUACGUAUUGAUCGAUCAUCGUUUUAUAUAAAUUUUCCUGGGUGUAAAAAGUUGUUAGCUAAAGAACAGUAUUGUUUCUCGCAAAGUGGUGAAUGUUAAAAUAUUAUUGCGAGUAGCAACUAAAGGUGCAAUAGAAUUUUUUGGUUCUUAGUACAAGUAAAAGCUACAAUAUAAAUAUAUGAUAAGUGUAAUACUACAGUAAAUAUUAUAUAGAUAAAUAACGGUAAUUUUUACAAAAUUGAAAACCGAUAAA